Molecule: messenger RNA, 2937 nt
Organism: Tricharina praecox
Lineage: Eukaryota; Fungi; Ascomycota; Pezizomycetes; Pezizales; Pyronemataceae
Product: Utp14 protein-domain-containing protein
Exons: 2
Coding region: 1-2937 (978 amino acids)
Biological process (GO): rRNA processing
Cellular component (GO): nucleolus; small-subunit processome
Source: RefSeq, a predicted model, not a curated record
AUGGCACGCAACGCCCCGAAACCCAAGCCGGGCGCCGCCAAAGCCGCCCCCGCCGGACCAGCCAGUCGGAAAUCCCGCGGCGGCGCGCAAAAGCGCGCACUCAAUGCCUUCGCGAUCGCCUCGGCGGCCGACAACUACGAGCAGCAGUCGAGAGCGCAGUCGAAGAAGCGGGCUGCACGGAGCGCGGACGACGACGAUGACGGCGAUGAGAGCGAGGGGAGUGUGGAUGGAGGCGAGGACUCGGACGGUAAUGAGUGGCGCCUGGGCGAGGUCGAUGAGGACGACGACUCCGAUAUCGACUCCGACGACGCUAUGGGCGAGAGCGACGAGGAGAGGUUUGAGGACUUUGCGUUCCGUGGGAGUACUGGUGAUGGGAAGAAGGGCAAGGGGAAGGUCAGGAGGAAGGGCGUUGUGGAUCUGAGUGAGGAGGAGGAGGACGGCAGUGAUGAGGAUGAGGAUAUGGAGGGCGAGGGGUAUAUCGACCUCAGCGAAAUGCUGGACCGGGUUUCAGAGGACGAGGAUGGAGAUGAGGAGUCGGAGGAGGACAAGGACGACAAGAAGGCGAAGAAAGGGAGGAAACGAGCGGCGCCGGAGUCGGAUGAUGAAGUUGGGGACUUUGGCGCUGGGUCGAGUGAGGGGGAAUCUGACGACGAUUCGUUUACGAAGUUUUCCGACGAGGAAGACGACGAGGAGGAAGACGAACUUGCACUCGAAGCGCUCGAAUCUGCCAUCACCGCACUGCCCAGUUCCAAUGACCGCCCCGCUAAGCGUCUACGAAUCCAGGAUGCGAACGAGGGGAAGACGCCGGGAGAAUACAACCUCUCGAUUGGCUCGGACUCCAAGAAGCUUACGAUCCACGAUCUCAUGUCGUCGGUGGCUGAUCCGACGCUGAAGAAGUCACUGAAGCUACUCGCUGCCGAUGAUAAAGGAAAGAGCGACAAGAAAGGUGUCCCCGGCAAACUAUCGGCGCCGCUGGCGAAGAGAAUGCAGGAUAAGAUCGAUCGUGCCGCGGCGUAUGGCCAAACGAAGGAGACGCUGAAGCGGUGGGUGGACACCGUUAAGCACAACCGCGAAGCGGAGCAUUUACAUUUUCCUUUGGCGAAUGCGCCCAAUGCGGCAGUGCCCGCAUCCAAGAAGCUGAUCGCCAUGACGGCCGCCAACUCCAAGCCGUUGAACGCGUUUGAAGCCUCCAUCUCGGGAAUCUUGAAGGAGUCGAAUAUGGACUCUGAGAAGAAGAUCCAGGAGUUUGAGCAGCUGGCUACACAAAAGUUGUCGAUUGAGGAUGUGCAGCGACGCACAGCGGAGCUGAGGAAGGCUCGUGAGCUGAUGUACCGUGAGGAGCUCAAGGCUAAGCGGAUAAAGAAGAUCAAGUCGAAGUCUUACCACCGCAUCAAGAAGAAGGAGCGGAUGCGACAAGAUGAGGCGAUUCAGUCUGCGCUUGCGGAGGAACGCGACGGCGAGCCCGACUCGGACGAGGAGAUGGAGCGCGAGAGGAGGCGUGCAGAGGAGCGCAUGAGUCUGAAGCACAAGAAGAGUAAAUGGGCUAAGGGCGUCAAGGACAGUGGACGUGGUGCUUGGGACGACGAUGCAAGAACUGGCGCUAUGGAGAUGGCGAAGCGCUCCGAGGACCUGCGGAGGAAGAUAGCUGGAAAGGAGAUUGGGAGCGAUGGUGAGGAGAGUUCGGACGACGAUAGCGAUGAUGAAUUCGACGAGGAAGGCGUGGAGGAUAGACUUAAGGCUCUUAAGGAGCUGGAGAAGAUUGGGGAAGCCGGCAAAGGUGGAAAGGGUUCCAACUUGAUGGCUAUGAAAUUUAUGCAGAGAGCUGAGGCGGCGAAGAGAAAAGAGAACGAUGCUAUGAUUCAGAGUCUCAAAGAGGACUGGGACGACGAAAAGGAUAGCGACUCUGACGACGAGAACGACGCUGCACCGACUGGACGGAUGGUCUUCAAGCCUGGAAAACCAGAAGUGCAGACUGUCUCCAAGAAGCAGGACAGAAAUGAAUUCGAAGCACCGCCCACCUCUGACGAUGAGGACGACGACGAAGACGAGAUCGAGCUUACGAACAAUGCUUCAUCGAAGACAAUCAAGAAGCAGAAUCCCUUCUCGGCACCGAGCGGCCCAACUAGGCACAAGGACAGGAAUCUACCAUUCACGACCGACUCUGUGGGUGAACAAGAGGAGGUCAACCCGUGGCUACCUGUGGAUUCGAGCAAAACCUUUGUCAAGCCUAAGGCCAAAGCAUUGGGUGUUGGAAAGCAGGAUUCCAAAGGUGCGAAAGUCAACCACAAGCUCUCAAAGGAUCGGAGAGUAGCACUUGAUGCUGCCCAGCAGGCUGUGGACGGCGAUACGCGCGUAACGAUUGAUACGAAUCUGACGCUCAAGAUUGCCCGUGUCCAAAACUCGGAUGAUGAGGCCGAGCAGGACGAGGAGGGCCAGAUCCAGCUUAUUCCUACUAAAGGCAAGAAGUCGGAGAGCCAGCGGGAGUUGGUCAAGAUGGCGUUCGCCGGCGACAAUGUGGUCCAGGAGUUCAAGCGGGAGAAGCAGCAGAUCGCGGAAGAGGACGACGACAAAGUCAUCGAUCAGACACUACCUGGAUGGGGCGCAUGGACUGGUACUGGUCUUUCUAAGCAGCAGCGUGGUCAGAACAACCGACGGAAGAAGGUACUGCAGACCAUCAAGGGUAUCAGCAAAGACAGCCGGAAGGACUCCAGGAUGGAGAAAGUCAUCAUCAGCGAGAGGAGAGACAAGAAGGCUGCCAAGUUCCAAACCCCGACCCUUCCGCACCCGUUCGAGACGAAGGGUCAGUACGAGCGGAGUCUCCGAGUCCCUAUUGGACCCGAGUGGACCACCAAGUCGACAUUUCAGAAUGCAACCAUGCCCAGGGUCAUGGUCAAGACUGGACGCGUGGUGGAGCCUAUCUCAGCGCCGUUCAAGUAA